This is a messenger RNA of Stylophora pistillata, 482 nucleotides long. RefSeq names its product ras-related protein Rab-18-B. Lineage: Eukaryota; Metazoa; Cnidaria; Anthozoa; Scleractinia; Pocilloporidae. Gene Ontology annotation, molecular function: GTP binding; GTPase activity. The record is from RefSeq and is a predicted model, not a curated record.
CUUUUGUUCGAAAAAUGGACAACGAUGUUCUUACUACGCUGAAGAUCUUGAUUAUUGGAGAAAGCGGCGUUGGAAAAUCCAGCUUGCCUCUAAGAUUCACUGAUGACACAUUUGAUCUUGAUAUUGGAGCCACUAUAGGUGUUGACUUCAAAGUUAAAACUUUGACUGUGGAUGGAAAUAAAGCUAAACUAGCAAUUUGGGUAAGAACUGCUCUUGGUGAACAACAAGGACACAAUUGUAAUUCAUUCAAUUUUCGAACAGGUGUUGACUUCAAAGUUAAAACUUUGACUGUGGAUGGAAAUAAAGCUAAACUAGCAAUUUGGGACACAGCAGGACAGGAACGGUUUAGAACACUGACUCCUAGCUACUACAGGGGAGCACAAGGAGUUAUUUUAGUUUAUGAUACAAGUAGCAGAGAAACAUUUGAUAAACUUGAAGAAUGGCUCAAUGAAAUAGAAAUGUAUUCGACAAAAAAAGACAUC